AUGUCAGACAACGGCAUUGGACCCGGACGCGAGAUCGAGGAGCGCACAGCGCCUCCACCACCUAAAAGACGGAAUCAGAGUAUUCUGAACUUCUUUCCUGCCUCGUCCAACUCCGAUACAGCGGUGAGUAGAAGCUCAUCAGGUAGCGCAGUUGAUGCUGGAGCUAGCGUCUUCUCUGACCUUGAUCAGGGAUUUACAUCAAGAAGUACUGCCUGCUCUUCUGCGUGUUGUCAAGAGACUCUGUCACCGUUCCAACUCAAAGACCCAGCUGUUAUAAACAACACCAAAAGGAAGCAAGGCAAGAAAUACAGAGCAUUUUCUCCCACUUGGUAUACGAGCUAUCCUUGGCUGACUUUGUGCACAACCAGGAGCAAAGUCUACUGCACAUAUUGCAGAUAUUGUAGUAGGAAAGGGUUGCUAGGUCUGGCCACUAAAGGAGAAGAUAACUUUAUUGACACAGGGUCUGACAAUUGGAAAAAGGCUCACGAAAGAUUCUCUGUACAUGCUCAAUCUGGUCAUCAUAAAGAAGCUGUUUUUAAAGCUGAGCAACUAAAGCAUGACAGUGUGGAUGCACUCUUGUGCAUACAAGCUAUGGUUGAUCAAAAACUUCACCGGCUAAUGCUGCUGACUCAGUUAUCAACAUUGAGGUACUUGCUUCGACAAGGAUUGGCUGUUAGGGGUCACCAUGAGGAAGAAGGUAACUUGGCUCAGCUUUUGCUCCUGAGAAGUAAUGAGAUCCCUCAACUAAAGGUUUGGCUCAAGGAGAAGAAGUAUUGUUCCCCUGAAAUUCAAAACGAACAGAUUUCUCUUAUGGGAUUGUGUGUUUUGAGUGGUCUUUUGUCUGAAAUUAGAAAUGCACGGUACUAUUCCAUUAUUGCUGACGAGGCAACAGAUGUUGGUCACAAGGAACAACUUGUGGUUUGUAUCAGGUGGGUGGAUGAUAAUUUUGAUAUCCACGAGGACCCAAUUCAGCUUAUCAAUGUUCCAAAAACUGACGCACUGACUUUGACUACUUGUAUCAAGGAUUGUUUGUUGAGAUGCUGUCUGCCCAUGUCUCAAUGCCGCGGUCAGGCAUACCAUGGUGCAGGUAAUAUGAGUGCAUAUUUAAAUGGUGUGGCGGCUAAAAUUCAAAAUGAUGUACCAUCAGCACUCUACGUGCACUGUCUGGCCCAUUGCACUAAUUUAUGUUUACAAACAAUAGGUCGUCAGUGUCAACCUGUAAGAGAUGCAUUGGAUCUGGCCAGUCGUGUUGCUGAUCUUAUUAGAUACUCCCCCAAAAGAUCGUUAUUAUUUCAAGCUCUGCAGGCUCAACUACCUCCAGGCUCUGACCGUUCACCUUCGUUAAAACUUUUGUGUCCUACAAGGUGGACUGUGCGCACCUCAGCACUGCAUUCGAUUUUGAACAAUUAUUGUGUGCUGUGUGAAACAUUACAGAAGGUUAAUGCUGAAUGCCACGAUGAGUAUGGGCGUACUGUAGGUGGGUACCUUGCUCAAAUGGAAAAGUUUAGUACGUAUCUCGGUCUCAAAAUGUCUCAUUUAAUCUUUGGUGCUGGUGAGCAGCUAUCCAUAUCAUUGCAGGGAAAAGACACAACUUUGCAGGAGGCUACGACAGCGGCAGAUUUAGCAGUAUGUCAUCUUGAACGGCUGAGGACUGAUGAGAAGUUUCAUUCGUUUUAUGAGGAUGUAGUCAAAUGCUCAAAGAAUCUCACAGAGUCACCUUGCCUCCCAAGAUACAGACGUCCACCACAAAGACUGGAUGAGGCAGGCUUAACUAGCCAUGAAUUUUCUUCCCCUGAAUGUUAUUUCAAGCAGCAGUAUUUUGAAGUGUUAGAUUUGCUGGUUGAUGAACUCAACGACGGUUCCAGCAGAAGAGAGGUAUGCCUGUGGCAGCUACUAUUGAGAAGCUGCUAUUAG
This is a messenger RNA of Corticium candelabrum, 1914 nucleotides long. Its product is annotated as zinc finger MYM-type protein 1-like. NCBI's taxonomy places the organism in Eukaryota, Metazoa, Porifera, Homoscleromorpha, Homosclerophorida, Plakinidae. The record is from RefSeq and is a predicted model, not a curated record. The coding region runs from base 1 to 1914 and encodes 637 amino acids. The transcript is spliced from 2 exons.